Messenger RNA from Platichthys flesus (European flounder), 4665 nucleotides. It is a transcript of the gene dennd6a, whose product is annotated as DENN/MADD domain containing 6Aa. Bases 155 to 1957 code for a protein of 600 amino acids. Gene Ontology annotation, cellular component: recycling endosome. Gene Ontology annotation, molecular function: guanyl-nucleotide exchange factor activity. The record is from RefSeq and is a predicted model, not a curated record. The transcript is spliced from 19 exons. Lineage: Eukaryota; Metazoa; Chordata; Actinopteri; Pleuronectiformes; Pleuronectidae.
CUUCUGCUAUGCUAACCCGAUGCUAACUUGUAGCCGAGAGGCUGCAGCUUGUGUCCGCUUCUUCUGUCGUUUCCCGCGGGGACAGGAACCGCAAUCACCCGUAAAAUCGUUCACUUAACCCGGAGCGUCUGCACGUCCGUGUCGGGCCCGCGCCAUGGCUUUGCAAGGCCCGGAGGAGCUGGGGGAGCAAGUCGAGGAGCCGGAGGACGCUAGUGGCAUCUCCCCGGCCGAGGAGAUAACGCUGCCCCCUGGGCCCGGAGGGGACGAGGAGCCGGGGCAGACGCUCCUCCUGCCGUGGGACCGCUUCUCCACCUGGCUGCACUGCAUCUGCGUGGUGGGCUUCGACCUGGAGCUGGGGCAGGCGGUGGAGGUCAUUUAUCCUCAUCAUUCCAAACUGUCUGAGAAGGAGAAAACAAGUAUCUGCUACCUUUCCUUCCCCGACUCAAACUCAGGUUGCCUUGGGGACACCCAGUUCUGCUUCCGCUUCCGUCAGGGUUCAAACAGGAAGUCAUCACUCAGCUGCUUCCUGGAAACCACAGACCGGGACGCACCGCCUUGUCUGAAGAGGGAACAGGGCCAUUACUACGGCUACGUGUAUUUCCGUCAGGUGCGAGACAAGUCCCUGAAGAGAGGAUACUUCCAGAAGUCCCUGGUCCUGAUCAGCAAGCUGCCCUAUGUGACCUUCUUCCACUCGCUGUUAAAGAUCAUGGCUCCGGAAUACUUUGAGAAGCAGGAGCCCUGUCUGGAGGCCGCUUGUAAUGACAUAGACCGCUGGCCUACACCCCAUCCCGGACGGAUUCUAACGCUGCCCAUUAUGGGAGUGGUCAUCAAGGUUCGUAUCCCGACAUGUUACGACAAACCAGGAACCUCCCAGCUGGUCCAGUCCUCCCAGAGUGACAGUCUGGUGUCCAUCGUGCUCCCAACCAUCCAUGAAGUGGACCUCUUCAGGUGUUUCUCCCCGGUCUUCUUCCACAUCCAGAUGCUGUGGGAGUUGGUGUUGUUGGGGGAGGCACUGGUCGUGAUGGCGCCGUCGCCAGCAGAGUCAUCAGAUACUGUCCUGGCACUGGUCAGCUGUAUCUCUCCCCUGCGUUACUGCAGCGACUUCCGACCGUACUUCACCAUCCACGACAGUGAAUUUAAAGAAUACACCACCCGGACGCAGGCUCCGCCGUCGGUCAUUCUAGGAGUGACCAAUCCUUUUUUUGCUAAAACGCUGCAGCACUGGCCGCACAUCAUCCGCAACGGAGACAUGAAGCAAGCAGGUGAGAUGGCCAAGCAGAUGAAAGUGAAGAAACUGAAAAACCUCAAAACUCUGGACUCUAAACCUGGUGUGUACACUGCGUAUAAGCCAUAUCUCAACAAAGAUGAAGAAAUCAUCAAACAGCUUCAGAAGGGCGUUCAACAAAAGAGACCCUCAGCGGCCCAGAAUGCAAUUCUUCGACGCUACUUCCUAGAACUGACUCAGAGCUUCAUCAUUCCACUGGAGCGGUACGUGGCCAGUCUCAUGCCUCUCCAGAAGUCCAUCAGUCCCUGGAAGAGUCCUCCUCAGCUCCGACCGUUCAUCCAGCAGGACUUCAUGAAGACACUGGAGAAAGCUGGACCUCAGCUCACAUCCAGACUGAAAGGAGACUGGAUAGGACUCUACAGAAACUUCCUCAAGUCUCCGAACUUUGACGGCUGGUUCCGCAACAGGAGGAGAGAGAUGACCCAGAAACUGGAGGCGCUGCACCUGGAGGCGCUUUGUGAGGAGGAUCUGCAGGUGAGAGUCCAGAAGCACACAGAGGUGGAGACGGUUGAUCUGGUUCUGAAGCUGAAGGAUAAACUGGAUCAGUCGGAGAGGGAGCAGCUCCCGGUGCGCCCGGGGACCCUGGUCAAGCUGAAGGCCCACAUCGACGCAGUCAUCCUGGCCUUACCCGAGGACCUGCAGGGCAUUCUCCACAAGCCGGCCACUCCUUGACCUUUGACCCUCAGCCUGAAACUCUAAUGCCACUUUGAGGGGGGGGGGGGACAGCGAUUCUCCUCCCUGGUGGCCCCGGGUAGAUGGGCCCCCGUGCACUCUUACUGAGGACCCCCUGCUCGGGUUCGACAUGGAAAGCACAUAGAAUUUUUGUUUUACCAAUUUAUACAACUCAAUUCAGUUAUACCCCCCACCCCACCCCCCCCCCCCCCCCCGCUACUGUUUUAUUAAGAGGAUUUUUUUUGUUUUUUAAAUCACGAAAACAUUAAGUGAAGAAAAGAGCGAGUGACACAUUUCUAAUUCAUCGGGUGUUUGCUCUUUUCAAAUGUGACACAUUAACUUGAGUGGAUCUGAGCCGACACGGGAUUUGUCAUCAUGGAAGCAGGAAGACGACCCCCCCGCUGACCUUGACCCAUAGUGUUUUUAACCUGUUGACGUUUUUAAUUUUUACUUUUUUAACUUGACGAUGGAGUGCUGCAGGCAGAACUGACUCUGGAGUUUUUUUCAAUCCAUUUCUAAAAAAAAGAUAUGUUUUUUAAAAGAAGUGCACUUCAUCGCUGACUGGACCAGUGUUCACUUCACACACACACACACAAACACACACACACUCAUACUCACACUCACACACACACACACUCUGACACUUUUAUGCAAACAAACUGAACCAAGCAGAGCCAAGCAGUGCUUUAUAAUUACAUUUUACUAAAACGUUAUCCUAACAAACACACAAACAUUAGGCACCAGCGACCGUCAGUGCAUGUCUCUCAUCUGAAGUGCUAAUGAGCAAAUCCUCUUCCCUGUAUUCAUGUUGACGCUGUCUCAGAAAGUUUGAUUUGGUUUUGAUUCUAUUUAAUUUCUGACGUUUGUGUCACUGCUGUCGGAAAAGGCUUCUUUUUGUGUGCGAGUUUAAGAAAGUCUUCAGGACGCUGAAAAUCUGUUUCUACCAAGAAUGAAGAUUAAAAAAACAACUAAGUUAAAGUCGGACAAAAUCCAGACUCAAGUUAGAAAGGUUGAAUUAAACCAGACUUAUGGCACAAGUCAGAAUUAUGAAAAGUUUGAGGUGGUUAUGAACUCUAUAGAGGAUUUAUCAAAACUUGAGAAGUGUUAAUUGUGACUGAGACAAAGGGUUUCUGAAGAAAAGCGUUUUCUUUCUCCACCUCCACCACCUGUGAUCGUUUCCCAGGACAGAUGUUGACACCAGGUCUGAACGAGGCCUGAGUCUCAAUCUGCGUCUGAAAGAAAACUUAUCAUUCAUUCUUUAUUCUCACUCUGAAUUAAAUAGGUUCUGCUGAGGAGUCACUAGAGUUCACCUCUUUACCGCUCAGGAUAUCUUCCCUUCAGACAUGAGUGUAGUUCUUCCUGAGCAAAGGAACGACACAGAUGCGUUGACAAACUAAAUCAGAUUAUAUUUAGAUUCCUGUCGAGUAAAUAAAUAAACCCAACAAACAUAUUAAGUUCUAAUAAAACCACUAGAAAAUCCAACCCUUCAACUACAACCAGUCUUUAAUUUACAUUAAUUCAAAAGAUUGUUGGGUUGACGGGAAGUUUUUGUGUUUUCGGUCAAUUAAGCUUUUUUUUUUAAUUAUUAUUAUUAACACUAACAUAGAGUCUUAGAUAACCUGGUUAAAUCCUUUUUUACAUUUUGAAGUGAAGGGGCCAAAAUGUGAAUAUUCCCCCUAACAGUAAAAAACAAAAGGAUUUAUUCUAUUGACAGCAAUAACGCUUUCACAGGUCACACGGUGUAAAGGCCUUAAUGGCAGAGUUUAUUUCUCAAAUAGUAGAAAGAGGCUGCACACGUCUGUACGUGGAGAAAGUGGACGUCUGCGUUUCAAAAUAGCUCUCGUGUGGAAAAGUUGACCUCCCUCCUCGUCAUGGAUUACGUCAUGCGGUGGUGUUUUGUUUGGGGGGACAUUUUCUUUUAAGCCACUAUGUAACUCAUGUUUGAUAUUUGGUUCUUUUUUUUGUUUUUUUGUCGAGCAGAUAAUGUAAAGAAAAGUGACAAGAGUAUGAGCUGGUUGGAAAAACCUGUGACAUCUGGAUGUUGGGAAACCAUGUAACUUUUCUAUCUGUGAAACGAUAACACAACUUUUUAUCAACUUUUCCAUGCAGGGCUGUUUGUCCUCGAUGUCAUGCUCCGUAGAGGAGAGGACUUUUGUACAUAACAAUGUAAAGUGACAUGUUGGCCCUGAUGUGAGGAUGUACCAUAAUUAUUUUGCUAUGACAACAGAUGUGUUGCUAAAUACAGAGUUAUAAAUGAGAACUUCUUCAUAUGUUUAUUUAAUUCUGAUUUGUUGACAAACUUUGACAUUUUGAAUCUGUUGCUAACAGACUCGACGAGAAUGUAUUCGAUCGUUUCACUCCCCUCGAAAAAACCUCCGGCUGAAGUCCACAGCUGUUAAUAAGUGACAAUAAGGUCCUUUUAUUCAUUGGUGUCAAUGACCAACACUUAUAUGCUCUCUUAUCAGAAAGGAUCGAUCGUGGACAGUUUAACCACAGGUUAAGUUAAGGAGCGUGAGGAAGCAUCCAAUAUGGAUCAAACUACAUUUAGCAGUAGAACUACAGAAACAUAAUAAAAGAUGUUCAGCAAGUAGCCUGAUACAAGCUUUUACACAGCUACACACAUCUGAUGACACUGUUUCUGUUUGAAGCCACAACCACUUCACUGAAGCCCCGAUGCCACAGCUUGAAUAAAGACAUGACGACGUGAA